Messenger RNA from Trichosurus vulpecula (common brushtail), 1872 nucleotides. It is a transcript of the gene STK33, whose product is annotated as serine/threonine kinase 33. NCBI's taxonomy places the organism in Eukaryota, Metazoa, Chordata, Mammalia, Diprotodontia, Phalangeridae. The record is from RefSeq and is a predicted model, not a curated record. Gene Ontology annotation, biological process: protein phosphorylation. The coding region runs from base 1 to 1872 and encodes 623 amino acids. Gene Ontology annotation, molecular function: protein kinase activity; ATP binding. The transcript is spliced from 14 exons.
AUGGCUGAUUGUAGCUUUGGCAGAAAAAACCUAAAAUGCCCUGAAUGUUCUGGUAAUUCCCAACCAGACAGCAUUAAUAUAUGUUGCUGCAAAAGAAAAGAUGGCUCUGGUUCUGUCAUUUCUGUGGUGGAGACAUCCCAAACUUCAAUCAUCAACAGUGUAGAAUUUCCACUUACAACAAACACCAACAGAAAUAAAAACUCAAGCACUGAAAGCAGCACCAUGAAAGAAUCUCUCAACUUUGAACGUACUUUGGAAGAGUCACCAAUCCUCUCUCCAUCUCUCUCCAUACUCCCAUCCCAGUGGUCAUCCCCAAGCUUAUCCCCAUCGGUGAUUUCACAAGCAUCUUUCCAUCCAAAGGAACAAUUCUCUAGCAAUGGAGAGGUGAGCAGAUUCUGGUCACCCUUAAGAACCUCAGACACAAUUGAGACAUGUAGAAAAGUCUCACAACAACAAUGGACUCGUGCCAGCUCUGCAGAAGGAAAAAUUCCUCACAUGAGGAUGGAAAAUUGCACUGCUAUACAGCAAAUGUAUUCCUUUGGAAGAAAACUGGGACAAGGGAGCUUUGGAGUGGUCACUGAAGUCACACACAAGGAAACAGAUCUCAAGUGGGCCAUGAAAAAAGUGAACAAAGAAAAGGCUGGAAGCUCUGCUGUGAAAUUACUUGAACGGGAGGUGAACAUCCUGAAAAGUGUGAACCAUGAGCAUAUCAUUCAUCUAGAACGAGUGUUUGAAACACCCAAGCGGAUGUACCUUGUGAUGGAACUCUGUGAGGAUGGAGAACUUAAAGAGAUACUGAACAGUAAAGGGCACUUCUCUGAGAACGAGACGAGGCAGAUCAUUGGGGACCUAGGGUCAGCUAUCGCAUAUCUUCACAAAAAGGAUAUUGUUCAUAGAGACCUAAAGCUGGAAAAUAUUUUGGUUAAAAGCAGCUCUAUUAAUGAAAAAAAUGAAACCAACUUUAACAUAAAGGUGACUGAUUUUGGUUUAGCGGUACAAAAGGAGGGCGGAUGUGAAGCCAUGUUUCAGACAACUUGUGGGACUCCUAUUUAUAUGGCACCUGAAGUGAUCAAUGCCCAUGACUAUAGCCAACAGUGUGACAUCUGGAGCAUAGGUGUCAUUAUGUACAUGCUAUUAUGUGGGCAACCUCCUUUUAUGGCAAGCUCAGAAGAGAAACUUUUUGAAUUAAUAAGAAAAGGGGAACUACGCUUUGGACAUAGUAUGUGGGAAUCCGUGAGUGACUCUGCUAAAUCUGUCUUGAAACAGCUUCUGAAAGUAGAUCCUGCCCACAGAAUAACAGCUAAAGAACUGCUUGAUAACCGGUGGAUAACUGGCAAUACACUGACUCCUGUGAGACCCACAAAUGUCCUGGAGCUGAUGAAACAAUGGAAGAACCAGCCUGGAAGUGAUGAAGAGGACCUGGAGGAGCUAAAGGAUGACCUCGCUACCAAGAUACACGUGUAUACAAACUUUCAGCCAGAGGAGAAUGUCAAUGAUGAGAAUGUGACUGAAAAUACUGAUGAUAGGAAUGCCAAAACCCCUCUGCCAGAAAAGCAGGAAUCCCAGGAGGAUCAAAUGAAGGUCAGCAAGAAAAAAAAUAACACAAGUACAUUAGCAAAUGGGACAGUAAAGAAGAAAAAUGCAAACUUGAGGCCAUCUAGUAAUGUCCCUGCUAGUGGAAAAACGGCCAGUCCAAAGCGGAACAUGGACAAUUCAGAAAAUAUGUUACCUCAGGGUUCCCCAUCCUCCAAACCAGUUACACCUUCACCAAAGGGGGAGCUGGAUAAGUCCUCCAUCACCCCAUGCCCAGGAUUGUCACCAAAAAACUACUCCAAAACCCCUGCCACAUCUAAAAUCAAAAAGAAAUCCUAA